Molecule: messenger RNA, 804 nt
Organism: Telopea speciosissima
Lineage: Eukaryota; Viridiplantae; Streptophyta; Magnoliopsida; Proteales; Proteaceae
Exons: 4
Coding region: 206-514 (102 amino acids)
Source: RefSeq, a predicted model, not a curated record
AGAUGAGCUUCUCGUCCUGGCUUCGUCAAUCUCUUUCAUGGAAGAAGAACAAAUCACAGGCAGCUACAGCUCCCAUUCGUAGCAAGGGAACUUAUGGGGUUGAAACCCUCACAGAAGACCAAGAGUUUGGAGUGACGGAGCAGUUGAAGAACUUCGUCAAGUCCUUCACUGUUGAUACCUUCAAGAAUUUCCCCCUCGAAGACAGAUGAUUAGGGAACGGUCGAAAACGCCGGUGAUUCAGCACCCACAACCUCUUCCAAUAGCCGGAAUGAUCUGUCGACGUGGCAGGAGCGGCAUGCAAUUCUCAUUCUCUCUAGGGUCAAGAUAUGAGAUACGUGCAAUACAGAGGGCAAAACUCAGGAGGAUGGGGAUGGAGGAUGAGAAGUCAUUGACCAUGAGUGCUUCUGAAGUGGAGAUGGCAGAGCCAAAUCAAGCAAUGAGUGCGUCACAUCCUGCUUCUUUGGAUAAUGACUCAGAUGAGAUCACCAGCAUUGGUGAUGUUGUGGUGAAGUGAGUUAUGAAGGAAAACAUUUUGCUGAGUCUCAGUCAUUUUUAUCAUAUGAAGACAAAUUUCUCCGGCAAUCCAAACUUGCAAUCAUUUGGGCUGGUUAGAGGAGACGGAUUGAACCUGCAGGGACUGUGAUUCACCGAGCCGACUCUAUACUUAUCGCUGAUUAAUUAGUUUCCUUGCAAUGUUAUACCGAAACAGGACGAGCAGUUUGUAAAUUGUCAAAAGCAUGACUAUUUUAUUCCUCUUAUCCAUCAUCAAGAUAAUUGAAAAGUGCAGUGGAUGGAGUUUUUUCA